Hyaloscypha bicolor E is the source of this 3036-nucleotide messenger RNA. RefSeq lists its product as uncharacterized. The coding region runs from base 1 to 3036 and encodes 1011 amino acids. Lineage: Eukaryota; Fungi; Ascomycota; Leotiomycetes; Helotiales; Hyaloscyphaceae. The record is from RefSeq and is a predicted model, not a curated record. The transcript is spliced from 2 exons.
AUGGCUUGCACUGGCAUCAAAAACCUCCCGACUUCGACGAAAAGGGGCAGAUCACGAUCCCUAUCAUCUUGUGAGCAAAUCACGCGAGUCGACGACGAUCUAUUGGUUCGAAAGCGCCCUCCGCUUUCCGGCCAUGAUCUAGAUAAGCUCAAUUGCCAUAUUUAUCUUCAAGACUUUGGAUCUCAACUUCAAAAGGCUGCCAGUGCGAUAUUUCCGGGCCAUCAAAUCUCAAGGUAUACUGAAGUCCACGUGAUCAUCUUGUCCUGGGAAGACGAGGACCCCAAACUACCUGUUUCGUUAGAGAUAAAGGCCUUAGCAGACGUCUUCUCAGAUCUAUACGGAUUUGAAGUUGAGCAAUGGCUUAUUCCCUCGGAAAAUUCACACAAUAAGUUGCAGAGCAAGGUCCUCAAAUUUCUCGGUGAUGAUGACGUCGGCCACCUGAAGAUCGUAUACUACGCUGGACAUGGGAAAUUGACGAAUCAUGGAACUCCAGCUUGGACAAGUUGGCAGAACAGCCGGAAUGACCGCUGUCCUACGGUAAAAUGGUCUGGCAUUCAGAACACGCUAGAAGAGUCUCGCUCGGAUGUCUUGAUUCUCUUAGAUUGCUGUGCAUCUGGAGUCUGUACAACUGACGAAGGGAACGGUGUCACAGAACUCAUUGCUGCCUGUGCAUACAACGGCAUUGCUAACGGGGUUGGGCCGUUCUCAUUUACACACGCGUUGAUCAGCAGGAUGCGAAAGCUCGCUCCGUUACCAUACUUCACCAUCGGAUUUCUAUACAAUGCCCUGUUCACAGAAAUUCAAAGCUGGAGGAUUGAAGACUCUCGGCACAAAAAACCUCCUAUACAUUUGGUCUUGAGCCAGAACAACGAGAGACCGAGGAGCAUUCGCCUAUCAUCCCGUUUGCGUAUGCUAAAAAGGAAUCAAGAAGGAAUUGAUUCAAAUUUGCAGAAUUCCUUGGAUGCACCUCUGAGUUCUCAUCCCAUAUUCGAGACCACGUUAAACUCUCCGUCUGCCUCUAUGUCAAACCACCAAACGUCUUCAUCAAACGAUUCCACUACCUCCAGCCAGACCAGUGGCAAUAGACGAGAAUCAGGAUUAUGGCUUUCUCCUUCACCAACGAGUUCAAUAGAACUCCCCGAAUACCCAAGGCUACUAUUUAGCAUCCGAAUCCAAGAGGAUGUCAAAUUUGGCGAUCUUUCGAUCGAGAUGUUUACUGACUGGCUGAGAGAUGUGCCCGUCUCUUCUAGUUUGGUUAGAGUCGAGGCGGGAUUCGCAAGUGAUUCGACCCUUUUGAUGGUAUCAAUGCCAGCCGCAAUGAUUGCCUACAUCCCUUCAAAUUCUGCAAUCAUCAUGCUUGGGGUAAUUCGCUCCCAGAAUCUCUUGACACCCCCCAAACAAGCUGGAACACAAUCGACUGGAGGUAUCGAGACGACGACGACAAAUGCAUCCCACACCCCUUCACCACUUCCCGAAAGACCAAGACGCCUUGAGGACCGGCAUUCAGUUUCAACCAUCGGAACAACAAGCUCCCAAUCCGCGUAUACCCAUUCUGAUGAAAUUUUUUCGGAUGGCAGGGCAUCGGUGAUGACAAGCGUGUCUUCCAUCACUACUGGUAGUCGGUUUGCCUUUGUGCCACCUGUUCCGCAACCUCUAAAGCAUGAUCCCGUAGAAGGCCUUUGGAAUGGGAUUUUGAGGGUCAUACCUUGCAAAAUCGAUCAUAGCAACCAACUCUGGGACGAUACCUUCACAAUAUUUCCAACUUGUACAAUAUGUGGCUUCUCCAGGUGGCAUAGCUUGAUGCUCAAUGCCCAAAGCAUUGAAUUGGAAACAUUCAUGGCUGCAAUGGAAGGUUUCAGGAUUGGUGGGAGCCCUCUUGACUACGCUGGAAACUCCUCGGCCCACUAUCUGAUGUCGGCUGGAUUCAAUCUGGACUAUCUGAGACGGCUGCAUUGGAUGGAAGCUGGGAGGCAAGCAAUAUACGAGCAGAACGUCUUCGGACAAAACCCGCUGCAUGUCGUCAAUCCAAACGCACGGGGGCAUGAAUUGGUCAGACUCUUGGAAUGGUUCAAGACGGUCCCGGCGGUCAAAUUGCCCCCUGGGCUUCUCCUUACUCAGCGCGACAUUUAUGGCCAUACGCCUCUUCAUGCACUCCUUUGCCGCCCACUCGAGACAGAGCUUUACACGAAGAUUUUGGAUGUAUUUCCGUUGAUCGAGCAUCAACUUCGUGCACCCGACGUCUCUGGCAAGACCGUUCUCGCUUUAAUGAACGAAGCUGCAUUUCAGGCACAAUCAAUGUCUGGAAACAAUUUCAAAAAACUACAAAACGGCGCUUCAGUUGUCGAAGCAUUCCUUGAAAGAACUGGUGGCACCGGCACAGAGCAUGAGUAUAGCUUUCACGAAAUCGCACGUGGGGCAAGGGGAACCUCUUGGGCAAUGUUUUAUGAGUGCCGAAUAUGUAGCCAGGUCAACACACAUUCAAGUUCCUAUCUCGACCAGAUGAUAUGUGCAUGUGCGCAUGGGAGAGACCGCGGUGCUCCAGACUCCGCUGGUUUGACACCAGCACACGCCCUGAUUACUUGCAAGCGAGCCACGCCUGACGGUACCCACGAGAGCCCUACACAGACCGCAGAACUUUUCCGACUCCUGGUACCACGCGAUGACACUACUCUUCGCGAAGCCCUCCAUGUCUUAGACCCACAGGGAAACAGUUUGAUGCACAACGUGGCCGUUCGCGGCUUCCAUGAGAUCCUCGAGUACAUGAUCUCCCUGGAAGAGCCGAAAAGAAGACGUGCCAUGGUCAACGCUUGUGUGAAUCAUCAGAACAGAGAGAUCAGCGUUCUUGCUGCGGUUGAAGAAGAGCUUCAGAAGAUGUCGGAGCGCAGUAGGAUAGCGAAUCCUUUUCAAAAGAAGGACCCACUUCGUGAACGGUUCCUCAAUGAGAUGCGGGGCCAGCUUCUUAAAGUUAAGCAGAUUCUACUGAGUGCCGGGGCGGAGAUGAAUCCCAGUCCUACGACUCGCUGGCGGAUUACUUGA